AUGUGGAUAUCAAACUUGCACGUCGUCACUCCCGUAAGCUCCUCACAUGCAUCAGCCAAAGGGUUAAAAAAAGGUGCAUGGACUCCCGAAGAAGAUAGUCUUUUAAGGCAAUGCAUUGAUAAGUAUGGGGAAGGAAAAUGGCAUCAAGUCCCUCUACGUGCUGGGUUAAACCGAUGCAGGAAGAGCUGCAGAUUAAGAUGGGUGAACUACUUGAAUCCCAAUAUCAACAGAGGAGAAUUUACUUCUGACGAAAUUGAUCUUCUCCUUCGUCUUCAUAAGCUUCUAGGAAACAGGUGGUCAUUGAUUGCUGGUAGAUUGCCUGGUCGGACCGCUAAUGAUGUCAAGAAUUACUGGAACACCAAUUUGGCUAAGAAGCAAGAAUCGCGUUUGAGGAGCAAAACGAGAAAUAGAGAAGCUGCUUGUUCAGAUGCAACACCGGCCCAAAAACACAAUGUUAUAAGGCCUCGACCUCGUUCCUUCUCCAACAACAAUUGGUCCAUCUCGGUUAAUGAUCUGUCCGAAGUUGGCAUUGGCGAAGUUAUCAGCACGAAAUAUGGUUGUAUCACAAGUAAGCUAUUAUUACAAGAUAUAUGCUUGAUAUAG
Molecule: messenger RNA, 603 nt
Organism: Camelina sativa (false flax)
Lineage: Eukaryota; Viridiplantae; Streptophyta; Magnoliopsida; Brassicales; Brassicaceae
Source: RefSeq, a predicted model, not a curated record